This is a messenger RNA of Amaranthus tricolor (Joseph's coat), 2059 nucleotides long. RefSeq names its product glutamate-1-semialdehyde 2,1-aminomutase, chloroplastic-like. Gene Ontology annotation, molecular function: pyridoxal phosphate binding; transaminase activity; glutamate-1-semialdehyde 2,1-aminomutase activity. Gene Ontology annotation, cellular component: chloroplast. The transcript has 4 exons. NCBI's taxonomy places the organism in Eukaryota, Viridiplantae, Streptophyta, Magnoliopsida, Caryophyllales, Amaranthaceae. The record is from RefSeq and is a predicted model, not a curated record. Gene Ontology annotation, biological process: tetrapyrrole biosynthetic process. Bases 81 to 1508 code for a protein of 475 amino acids.
GGCUCAUCUCUUUUCCUUAUCUUGACUUUCUCCCUAACCAGCAAUUGCGAAGAGAGAGAAAGAGAAAAGAAGAUUCAGCCAUGGCAGCCAUAGCAGGGGUUGGAAUUACUUGCCCAUCUAAGCUCUACUCUCCUAAACCUUCUUCCAAAUCUCACAAAAACCUUCCUCGCUCCCAUUCCCCUUUUGUUGUUAAAAUGGCUGUUUCUUUUGAUGAGAAUAAAACUUACACCCUUCAAAAAUCUGAAGAAGCUUUCACUAAAGCAAAGGAGUUGAUGCCUGGAGGUGUAAACUCUCCUGUCCGUGCCUUCAAAUCAGUUGGCGGACAGCCUAUCGUGAUAGACUCUGUCAAGGGUUCUCAUAUGUGGGAUAUAGAUGGAAAUGAGUAUAUUGAUUAUGUUGGCUCAUGGGGACCCGCUAUUAUUGGUCAUGCUGACGACGAGGUACUUGCAGCAUUGGCCGAAACAAUGAAGAAAGGGACAAGUUUUGGUGCUCCUUGUCUUCUUGAAAACACUCUUGCUGAGAUGGUUAUAUCAGCUGUCCCUAGCAUUGAAAUGGUUCGAUUUGUAAACUCUGGCACCGAAGCAUGUAUGGGAGUCCUCCGUCUUGCCCGUGCAUUCACUGGCAAGCAGAAGAUUAUCAAGUUCGAGGGCUGCUACCAUGGCCAUGCUGAUCCGUUUCUCGUGAAGGCGGGAAGCGGGGUUGCGACUCUAGGGCUUCCAGACUCCCCGGGUGUUCCAAAGUCUGCCACCUCCGACACCCUAACUUCUCCAUACAAUGACUUGGAAACUAUAAAAGGUCUUUUUGAGGCCAACAAAGGGGAAAUUGCUGCUGUUAUUCUUGAACCAGUUGUUGGAAACUCUGGCUUCAUUCCUCCGAAUCCCGGCUUCCUUGAAUUCCUUCGUGAAAUCACAAAAGAAAACGACACGCUCUUGAUCUUUGAUGAAGUAAUGACCGGAUUCCGUUUAGCUUAUGGUGGUGCACAAGAGUAUUUCAAGAUUACUCCGGAUCUUACAACGCUAGGGAAAGUCAUCGGUGGAGGCCUUCCCGUCGGUGCUUAUGGAGGGAGAAGGGAUAUCAUGGAAAUGGUUGCACCCGCAGGACCUAUGUAUCAGGCGGGUACGCUGAGUGGAAACCCAUUGGCAAUGACUGCUGGGAUACAUACUCUAAAACGGUUGAUGCAGCCAGGAAGUUACGAAUACUUGGACAAGAUUACAAGCGAACUUACUCAAGGUAUAAUUGCUGCCGGAAAGAAGACUGGGCAUGCAAUCUGUGGUGGCUAUAUCAGUGGAAUGUUCGGUUUUUUCUUCACGGAUGGGCCUGUGCACAACUUUGGGGAUGCAAAAAAGAGCGACACGGCUAAGUUUGGCCGCUUCUAUAGGGGAAUGUUAGAGGAAGGUGUAUACUUAGCUCCUUCACAGUUUGAAGCUGGAUUUACUGGUUUAGCACAUACUACCGAAGACAUUCAACGAACAAUAGCGGCAGCUGAGAAGGUUUUGCGGGAGAUAUAGGAUGGACAAUCAUCAGCUAGAUAGUAGUAAUGCAUCUGGGCAAUAUGUCAGAACAAAGGAGAUGAGAUGAAAGCGAUCUACUUGCUAGUCAUGGACUCAUGGUAUUGCCCUUCUUAGUUCUUAAUUGAGUAACAACUACCUCUUAAUGAGGUUAAUAAGUUCCUCAUCUUUUUGAGAAUCUUUCAUCCCAAUUUUUUUUAAGGUAGUCUAGAGAUCCUCUACGUGCAAAGAGGAAGAGGAGGUUAUUCGUUUUGUAGGCAAUGAGAAUCGAAUUUCUGUCACAAUGGUGAAAGGAAAAGACAUUGAACACUAGGCUAACCCAAGAUUCUCAUCUAAUGGAUAACAUCUUUAAAUUGGAAUGACAGGGUGCGCAAACAAAAAGAAAUGAAAAAAAAUGAGAUCUUUCUUCUUUAAAAAUCAUAGGAGUAUAAAUUUUUUUAGGCUUUUGGAUAUAAUUCAUACCUUUUUGCAACUACUCUUGUGAGACAACUUCAUUAUUUGUAUUAAUUAGUUUAUUUAGUUAAUGUAUGGUGUGUAUUUCAACAUAAAAC